Molecule: messenger RNA, 1655 nt
Organism: Cuscuta campestris
Lineage: Eukaryota; Viridiplantae; Streptophyta; Magnoliopsida; Solanales; Convolvulaceae
Source: the annotation of a GenBank genome assembly
AUUCUUUUUUUGAGUAAUGCUAGGGGUAGACCAAAAGGUGUACCCCAAAUGUACACCACCCUCUUUUCAUCCACACAUUUUUAUUUGAUUUUUAUUUAUUUAUUUUUUUUGAAUUUUUUUGCUUUUUUUAGUGGACAAGGAGGGGGUGGGGAUAUUUGGGGCUAGCAUUUUUCUCUUUUUUUUUUCUUCUUUCUAUCAGAGUAUCAGAUGUGUAGAUAGAGUGAUUGACAGAUAUCUUCGGUCAGUAGAUUACAACAGUGAGAAAUCAUGUGGUUUGAGCUCAUCAUGGGCAUCGUUAUUUUCCAAUUAUUGAGGCGCUUCUUCUCCAGCGGCGACGAUCUCGACGUCGGGACCUACAACGACAACGCCCUUUUCUCAGUUGCGAAACGGCUGGAAAAGAUUUAUGGCGGCAAGGUCUAUGUUGGACUUCGGAUUCCAGACAUCGAUUCCGGGUCUCCCAAGAAUAUUGAUCUGGUUAUCGUCACUCACCGAGAAGCUGUAAUAAUCUCUGUGAAGAAUGUCUCUGGAUUUGUAUCAAUCGAUAAGGAUGAGAAUUGGGUUUGCAUGGGUGUAGAUAAGCACAAGGAAGAGCGCUUUCCAGAUCCUGUGGCAGAAACAAAACAACUUGUUCCCAUCCUGGAAUCUUAUCUUGAGCAAAGGGGACUUGCUUUACCAGAAGGAUAUUUGUCUUGCAAGGUCAUAUGUUCAAACCCCAAUUUUCGAACCAUACAUGGUGAUUCUUUUCCUCCUGAGGUGUUGACUUAUGACCAGUGGAAACAGCUAAAGCCUGAAAAAGAUAGCGUGGUUUCUAGUUUUAUCAAAGGUGCAUUUAAAAAGGAAAUGAAGGAACCAAUACAAGAGAAUCUAAAUUCCAUUCUCAGCACAGCUCCAAUGUGGGAUAGAUUGGAGCUUAAAAGUAACAAACGUUUACUAGGAGACUUUGUGGAAUUCAAGGGAGAUAAGGAUGAUGUUUUUGAAUUGAGAAAUAUCAAGAGAUCAAAAGUUAGCAGGGUGACGAUUCAAAAGACAAGCAUGUUCGGUUUAGCUCAUUCAAAACUUCAAGUUCUUUACUGGCCUCGAGAUUAUCAGGGGGAAGGGGCCUCAGGUUUUGAGUGGAACGAAGUCUGUGUUCGAUCUAGCACAGAGGUUGUCUUUCAGCCGCGAGGCUCCACUAAAGUACGUAAAUACAAGUUGUCCUCUGUGAUUUCCAUGUCACUGAGUGCAUGAAGCUUGUUCACUGCAGGUCGGGUUUGAGUCAUUUCAAGUUCAGGUUGUAAAUUUGUAUUUAUUAGCGGAUCAUAUUAUUCGAAGAUUGUGUUGUGUUUAUUAUAGAUAGAUCUGGUUUCCACAUUUAUAGGAUAUUUGUUAUAUCUUCUUUUUAUCCUCCCUAUAUUUAUAGGGCUGCUGUAAAUAUACCAUACCUUAAACCACUAUUAUGGUAUGGGAGCAGCCCUUUAAGUAUACACAAAGUAGAUGUAACAAACCUCCUACUGAGUAUAAUUGUGGAAACUAAAUAAUCUAUUAUAAGUACAAUAUAAAGUGUUAAGAGUUUCGAUCAACCCAUCUGGAUGGAAUGGUUAUUGUUUAAAUAUCAGAAUGUGUAUUAGCACUUGUAUAUCACGUCAUGAAUCCAAUAAUGAAUCAUUAGAGCACUG